CCUGUUAGCGAUCCCCAGCCCCAGCUCCCCUGCUGAGCUUCAGGCCUCCCCCCACCAACCCCGUCUCUGCCCCUCAUGCCCCGCCCUCCAGGGUUCCCUGGCUCAGCUACUCAUCCCUGAUGUUGGACAUGCGUCUGCUGCCCCUCGAAGUCUUUAUGGAAACCUUCAAACAUACAAAAACAUUGCCAGACCCACAGUGAACACCCCCCCAUGUAUUUGCUCUCUGCAGUCCGCAGGCCGCCUCACAUGUCCACCUGUCCAUCUCUUUGUUUCAAUGGGAUGGAUUUUAGGUUGGUUCACCACCACGCACUCCCCCAGUCACUGUGUCCUGUGUGUGUCAUUACCCAGAGUUUGGUAGUGGUUUGCAGUCUCCUUUUGGGAACAAGUUCUCCUUUAGUGAAGUGCACAGAUCUUCAGUGAGCCCUUCUGUGAAUGGUGGCAUUCUUGCGCGGGGGGUGCAGACCCCUGCCCAGAGCUUUCCCCGCCCCCGGACAUCUCUCUGCCAGCCUGCCGAGACCCUGCCCUCCCUCCUCGCCUCCUCAGCUGGUCUCCAUCAGCACACAUCAGCCUGGCCGCUGUGGGCUCCUCAUAAAUACACCGUCAGCUGUGCUCCAGUGUCGGGUUCACACACCUGUAAGGCUCGCGACCCACGGGUGCUGCUGCAUGUCCGGCCUCCCCUGGGUGAGCUGUGCUCACUUGCGUGCCUGUGUGCUCUACCUGCCCACCCCCGGCGGGGGACAGCAGUCUGUCUCCAGUGCCCGCCCUGCAGGUGAUGGACAGCAGUCUGUCUCCCAUGCCCACCCUGCAGGUGAUGGACAGCAGUCUGUCUCCAGUGCCCGCCCUGCUGGUGGUGGACAGCAGUCUGUCUCUAGUGCCCGCCCUGCAGGUGGUGGACAGCAGUCUGUCUCUAGUGCCCGCCCUGCAGGUGAUGGACAGCAGUCUGUCUCCAGUGCCCGCCCUGCUGGUGGUGGACAGCAGUCUGUCUCCAGUGCCCACCCUGCAGGUGAUGGACAGCAGUCUGUCUCCAGUGCCCGCCCUGCAGGUGAUGGACAGCAGUCUGUCUCCAGUGCCCGCCCUGCUGGUGGUGGACAGCAGUCUGUCUCCCGUGCCCGCCCUGCAGGUGAUGGACAGCAGUCUGUCUCCCGUGCCCGCCCUGCUGGUGGUGGACAGCAGUCUGUCUCUAGUGCCCACCCUGCAGGUGAUGGACAGCAGUCUGUCUCCCGUGCCCGCCCUGCAGGUGAUGGACAGCAGUCUGUCUCCCGUGCCCACCCUGCAGGUGACAGACAGCAGUCUGUCUCCCGUGCCCGCCCUGCUGGUGGUGGACAGCAGUCUGUCUCCUGUGCCCGACCUGCUAGUGGGGGACAGCAGUCUCUCUGCAGUGUGGGGCCCUGAUAAAUGAACCUCCUAGUGACGUCAGGUCCAAGUCUGUGUGUGGAUGUGUUGUCAGGGCUCUGCGACCUGUGCUGUGUGCCCAGAUUCAUGCGUGCCCCUCAUUGGAGCCCUCCACGUGGGUUCAGAGGGUGUCUGUACAGGGCUGCAGCCGCCGGUUGGGCUGCCUGGCCUUGGUCCCUGGGGUCCUGGGAUCAGUGGGGAGGACACGGGUCCUGGGGGGCGAUGGUCCUGUUGGUGUUUCUUUUUGCCUUCACUCCCAUGGGACAUAUUGGCUGUAAGUUGAAGGUGACGGGAGUCGGCCUCAGGACUGGUGGGUCACUGGAGAAGCCUUUGCAGCUCUGUCUGAGGGUCUGGGGGUGGAAGGUGGUGGGAGCAUGGGGUCAAGCCCGGGACACCAGAAAAUGGUCACUCGUACCAGGAAAAACAAGGUGUGCAGUAAGGGAAGUGUGCUUCUGGAGCCGUGCUCAGCCAGCGGGGCCCAGUGUGUAGGUAGUCGCAGCAAUUAAAGAGCUGAGCACUCAGGUGACCGGAGACCAGCGCCACGCUGCCCUGUGGGCACAGGAGUCCCUGAGUGCGUGGUCAGCAAACAUCCUGGAACUCGGGAGACUAGAGAGACACGGCCGUGCGGAGCACCCACUGGCCGCUGUCAGCCUGUGGGCCGGUUCAUCUCCCAGUCGCGGGUGAGAGGUCAGUCCACUCCUCGGGCCCACUGUGGGUGGCCAAGGAGCAGCCACUGACUGCCGGGCACCAGCCCUACCUGUGGGCAGGUCGCAUCCUGUAAUUUACCGGCAGGGGUGAUGCCUCGUGGGUCCCCGGGCCAAGGGUCAAAGGGGCUGGGAGGAGCUUGGCAUCUCCAUGCCUUCCAGCUGGGGCUUCCGCUGCGUGGGCGGGGAGGAGCCCCGAGCAGUGGCCAGCAAGCGAUGGUGCCAGGGCCCUCUGUGUGGCUCUGGGGCUCUCUCUGAGCCCUGCCCACGCUUCUGUUGCUCUGCUCUGAUGGUCCGUGGGUGACAAGAAAGGGAGCGAUUUCUGCUGUAGGAAUUCCUGGGGCUUGUGACCUGGGAGGCCCCCGCCCUGGACCUCAGGAGUCUGAAUGUGCUCCUGGAAGACCCGUGGCCGGGCGGGAGCGGCCAGAGUGGUCCCAGCUGUUCAGGGGGUGUGGGAGCCGCCAGUGCCUCAGCUCCCAGAGCAGGCUGGGGCCAGGCCUGCGUGGGCCGCGCUGGGGGGGCCGCUGUCCCUGCCUGUGGGGGCCUGCUGGGCACCUCGGGCUGUGGGUCCUGCUCUUUUUUAUUUGUUGGCUGAGUGGCUUGUGGGGUCUCAGUUCCCCGAGCAGGGGCUGAACUUCGGUCCUGGCAGUAGAACCGUGGAGAAUCCAUUGGCCUGCCAAGGAAUGCCCCCUGCUUUUCCUUGUUUCUUUGGUAAUCUGAUGUCAUCAUUUAGCUUUUGUAUGGAAUGGAGAGUGAAAAUAAAAAUAGAAUAAAAGCAGGUCAGAGACGCUUUUGAAAUUGUUAACUCACAGGGAGACGGGGAGUGUGCUCGCCCGGCCUGCGUUCCGCCCGAGUUCACCCCAGGCCAUCCUGCCGGCGCGCCUGCCAGGGCCGCCGUGGCCGUGGGCGCGUGUGUCAGACGUGCAGCCUGUGUCCGGCACGGAGCGCUGACUCUGCGUACUGACCCAGUUUUGCAGAAAAGCACAGGAGUUUGCUGUCCUCGCCAUAGGCCUCAUUUCAGGAAUAGAACGAGAUUGAGGAGGGUGUUCCAAAUGGGCCACUGCUCCAGCUCGUCCCCCUGCCAGGCUCUGAUGGAGAGUUGUUUGAGCUCUAUAGAGAAAACUGAUGUAAGAACCAUACUGAGUUCCCAUCCAGCUUGUAGAAACUCCCACUGCGUUCACGUCCCCUCCACCUCGGGGGCAGCGCCUAUCUCUGGAAUCCGAGUCCACGUCCACCGUGGCUCCAUGACUGGCCGCGUUCUGAAAGUUUUAGAUCCUCUGGAUUUUGGAAGUGCAAGCAAGACUUCACGUUUGAAAGUGGGAAGACAGGCAGUGUCAGCCACGCCUUUCCCAGCUUUGCGCUGGGAGGUGGUCCUCUCCCUCCCUGGUUCACCGAAACCUUCUCACCGUCGUCUUGCCGCUGCUCUGUGCCAGGGGCCCCUCCUCAGGCGGUCCCACGAGCCCAGGCCCUGGACCUCAGAGCCUGGCUGGGGGCAGAUGACCUAGGUCCAGAUGCCGAAGAAGAGCAUCCUCUGACCCAGGAGGCUGGUGCUGCUGUCCCAGCGUCCUUUCCCAGGCACGUCGGGGGGCUGGCUGGUGCAGUUGGCCUCAGGGGCAUCUGGGUCACGUGACACACACUCAGCAGGGGCCUGGCGUGUGCAGAUGGUUACUGCUGGCAUCUGUGUUUGCUCACGGCUCGGACGCCCUGGUGUGGGUUUUCCUCAGGAGCAGCUCUCCGGGCACUAUGGACACCACCUGGGCAUCCGAUAGCCGCCGCCCAGAGCGAGCACAGGCCCCUGCGGGUGCCGGCGACCCCGCCUUCCGCCUGGCCUGACUGCAGGCCUGAGUCCCCACAGGCCCUCCUGGGCCUGAUGCUUGCUGGAAUGGCUCAGGGCCCCGGCAGGCGCUUUGCUGCCCGUUCCCUGUUGAUCUGUGAGCCGGGUCCGCAGGGCAGGGCAUGACGUGGGGGCAUCUGGGCGGUGCCCCUCUCCUGGAUCCUGCGGGUGCUCCCAGCCCGAACUCCCAGACCCCCUCCAUCCGGGGUGUGAGUGGAGGCUCCGUUCCAUGGUGGGACUGCUUAACCCCUGACCUUGGGAGAUUACCAGUGUCUCCACUCCCUCCCUGUUCCAGGAGGUCAGAGGUCAGGGGUGGGGUGUAGGUCACCUGACUGGUGUGAACCCAGGUGAGGCUGAAAGGGGCUUGUUAUGCACAAAAGAAGCUCCUCUCACCCUCCACUCAGGGAACCCUGGGUCCUUGCGGCUCGGUGCCGGGGACGAAGACCAGGUGGAUGCUUGUUGUGGCAUCAGGGUGUCUCUGCAGGGUGGCUGCGGAAA
Messenger RNA from Cervus elaphus (red deer), 4428 nucleotides. Its product is annotated as flocculation protein FLO11-like. The record is from RefSeq and is a predicted model, not a curated record. NCBI's taxonomy places the organism in Eukaryota, Metazoa, Chordata, Mammalia, Artiodactyla, Cervidae. The coding region runs from base 773 to 1399 and encodes 208 amino acids. The transcript is spliced from 2 exons.